CCUCAGCCUCACUCUCUUGGAUUUCGAAAUUGCGAAGAAGGAGAAAGAAGAGAGAGAAAGAGAAAGAAUUUCCAUCCAUCAUGCUUCCCUCUAUCGUUCGUGCGUUCGUUCCGACUUUGUUCGUGUUAUCGGUAGCCGCUUCUCGCCAUCGUCUUAAAAACGACGUGAGCAAGGAAUCGGAUAAUUCGCUGCGUCCUGACACGGAGACUCCAAACUUGCUGCCUCCUGUCAUUGAGCCACAGAUCCCCGUCUUCUUCCCAGAUGGGAGAGCGAGCCGGCUGGACACCAUCACCCUGCAGGGCUUCUCCAUCCCUGUGGUGACCCCGAUCGGCCCCGCCCCGACCUGGCCUGGCAACGUGUCACGUGACCUCUGGGUCGAGGUCAAGGGCUUCGGGGAAAGAUCGGACAACAGCCUCCUCAAGUUAAUCCUCUGAUGUGCGGUCAGUACGAUCUCAAGGCAGGAGAGGAGAUCGCACUACAGAGUCCCUACUUUCCUAGCCAAUACACUGCGUUCAGUUGCAGUUGGGUCUUCAAAUCGACAUCUGAAGAAGGAUUCAUGCUGAACUGUCCAGAAUUCAUGCUCGGGAGAGGAGACAGGUUAACCACUGUCACACUCAACAAGAAAAAGUCCUUUAAAAAGUACGUGUGGGGGAAGGGACCGACUAACCAGGUGUUGGCAGGACCCGCUAUCAAGGUGGUCUUCAGAGCCAAUAGGUGGAGGAACGCCAAGGGAUUCUCAUGCUCCCUCAAGGACCUCGGAGCUGCAACAACUACUGCAGCAACGACGACAACUACAACUGCAUCAGCCACAACUCAGCCCACAACCACCACAGGCGCCCCUGCAACAACCACCACAGCCGCCCCUACAACAACAACCGCAGCUACCCCUAACAAAGCCACCACAGUCGCACCAACUACAACCACCACAGCGCAGCCAACGACCUCUCUCCCCCCUCUCUCGUCUCCCGAAUGCGGCCUCGUGAACAGAGCCUCGUCCCGCAUCGUGAAUGGGUUUAUCGCUGACGUCC
Molecule: messenger RNA, 1028 nt
Organism: Penaeus monodon (black tiger shrimp)
Lineage: Eukaryota; Metazoa; Arthropoda; Malacostraca; Decapoda; Penaeidae
Exons: 7
Coding region: 81-434 (117 amino acids)
Source: RefSeq, a predicted model, not a curated record